GCGUGGGGAAGAUGGCGGACGGCAGCGGCGCGAUGGGCGGCGCGUGCAAGCACCACGCGCAGCUGGGGGUCUGCGAGUCGCGCGCCAAGUACCGGGAGGGGCGGAGGCCGCGCGCCGUGAAGGUUUAUACUAUCAACUUGGAAUCUUGUUAUUUACUAAUACAAGGAGUCCCUGCAUUAGGUGUUAUGAAGGAAUUAGUGGAACAAUUUGCAUUAUAUGGUGCUAUUGAAGAGUAUCAUGCUCUAGAUGAAUAUCCAGCAGAGCAAUUUACUGAAGUUUAUCUUAUUAAAUUCCAAAAACUCCAGUGUGCAAGGGUGGCCAAGAAAAAAAUGGAUGAACGAAGUUUCUUUGGUAGUUUGCUGCAUGUGUGCUAUGCUCCAGAAUUUGAAACAGUCCAAGAAACCAGAGAGAAGUUGCAGGAUAGAAGAAAAUACAUAGCAAAAGCAACGAAUCAGAGAGAUUGCUUUGUGUUAAAGAAAGCAGAGGGACCACAGAAGACUGUCUCAAAGAACCCUGACCCUCAAUGGAGUACACCGGGGUCAUGGGCAGCUGGGGACUCGGAUCCAUCCUGCUUUGCAAGUUGUCAUGGAGUAUCCCAAAACACAGGGUAUCCCGCUGGGAAUCAUAAUCAGAGUUUGACAUUUCCCCAGUAUGGGGACAGCUGUGCUGAAACUUCUGGGUGUUUUGGUCAAAACACAUCCCUGUGUCUAAAUACACAACCAGGAGGUUGUGCUCCACCAAGAGCAGCUCCAGUAGACAACGGAGUGGGGAGGUUCCUGCCUCGUACAACUCACCUGCAGGAACGCAAGAGGAAGAGAGAAGAAGGUAACAAGGUUUCCCUCAUGGGAACAAGUGUGGACAAUACAGAAGUCAUUAUUGGGCCCCAGCUACCAGAAAUACCAAAAGUGGAUAUGGAUGAUGCUUCACUGAACAUGUCAGCUACACUGAUUAGAAAUAAAAUGAAAGAGGUAGCAGAUUCUGUUUCAAGAACAUCUGUGGAACAGCCAGAGAGUAACUCAGCCAAACCACUUGCAAAGCAGAGAAGAAGAAUAUAGAUCCUGCUGGCAGCAUCUUUCAACAGUCCUUUUAAAAAGGAUGUAGUUUAAAAUACCUUUAAUGUAAAAACUAGAACAAUUUUAUACUCUAUUUCCAAGCAAUUUCCUGCUAAAAUUGUAUCAAUUUGUUUAUUGGAAUCAACAAACCAGUGUAAUGUUUUAUUGUUGCACUCUUGUACUGUGUACCUCACACCAUAUUUCAUAAAUUAUGGAAGAACUGUAUUUAGGUAACGUAAGUAAAUUCUAUAUUUAUUUCCCAGCUUUUCCAGUAAAGAAAUACUGAAAC
Molecule: messenger RNA, 1341 nt
Organism: Calypte anna (Anna's hummingbird)
Lineage: Eukaryota; Metazoa; Chordata; Aves; Apodiformes; Trochilidae
Gene: RBM48
Product: RNA binding motif protein 48
Exons: 5
Coding region: 12-1055 (347 amino acids)
Cellular component (GO): nucleoplasm
Molecular function (GO): nucleic acid binding
Source: RefSeq, a predicted model, not a curated record